AUGCGCGGAGGAAAGACCCAAGGCGAAGACCGAAUCAGACUCAGAGCAGCGGUAAAUCACGUAUGGGAUACGUUGGAACAGAGGGGAACCGAAGGUUAUUUCAUGUGGAUGCUGCAAGCGUAUCCAUGGAUGGCUGAGGAGAUCCAGAAGCGGAAGCAAGAGUGGGCAUUCAUGUCAAAUAUUAGAGAGAGGGUGGUGAGGACACUGCACAUCGAUAAUCCAGACUACACAUUUGUUUACGAAGGUGUCUCAGCGGACGUAAACCUGGAUGAUGUCCGACUUCCAGACACCGCAGUUACUCUUGGAUCUCCCAUCAAUACGACAGCCAUUGCUCAGUGGCGCAGUAGGGAGAUUGCGACAUCGACAAUCGCGACGUCGACAAUCGCGACAACCACAAUCGCGCCAACCACAGUCGCGACACCGUUUGACGAUACACAGACCAGGGACCAGCCCGACGACACUUUGGUAUAUCACGCAGCUGGACAGCAGUUGCGCUACAUCAAAGCGCGCAUCGCAGUGCUAAGCGAUCAGCAGAAGUCAUUGGAAGAAUACAUUGAGGCUUUGCAGAGAUUCGCAAGAGCCUCUGACCGCGGCAGGUACCCUGGUUGA
Messenger RNA from Fomitopsis serialis, 609 nucleotides. RefSeq lists its product as uncharacterized. Lineage: Eukaryota; Fungi; Basidiomycota; Agaricomycetes; Polyporales; Fomitopsidaceae. The transcript has 2 exons. Bases 1 to 609 code for a protein of 202 amino acids. The record is from RefSeq and is a predicted model, not a curated record.